AUGAUACUGAUUGUACUAGUACCACCUGUAGUCAAUACGCCGCGUUGCGCCAACUUUUGCGACAACGAGGUCAGCAAGACCGCCCUCAAACGCUGCACCGGCUGCAAGAAGGCGUGGUACUGCAGCCAAGUCUGUCAGAAGGAACACUGGCGACGCCAUAUUUUCGACUGCAACCCCAAGCGUCCCAUCGCGACCGCAUACUACCUCUCCCGCGCAUGCUUCGAGGACCUCAUCCCGGUGCACGUGCAGACGCGGCGGGACUUUGGCUUCGAGAAGGCCGAGGAGCUCGUCGGUGGGCGCGCACAAAGCAUGCUCCUUGGUCUGUGGAUCGGGGUGUUUCGCUACCUGGACGUCCCCGAGAAGGAAGUGCAGAAGUGGCAGGCGGAGGGCAGGAUGGUGGAGGCGGUCAAGGCGGAGUUCGCGCGCAUUCCACCGCAAGCGCAGGGCGGAUACUUCCAGUGGUUCCUGGAGCAUCAGAACAUCCUGGACGGCUCGUCAGCAGACAAAAAGGAGGCGGAAGAGUCUGUGAAGCUGGCGAGCACAGAUGCCAUCCGCAGGGCGUGGGUCCAGACGGGCGGGUCUUCCAGUGACAGCGUGGAGACCAUCCAUGCGAAAAUCAAUGCGCUGCCAAAUCACGUCCAGGCCUGCCACCAGUUCUACCGGCUCUUGGCGUUCGGCACGUACCCUGGGCCAAAUGUUCACCACUGGAUGUCCUUCGGGUUCGUCGCUGCCAUGCACCAGGCAGAGGAGAUACGAGUGAGCGGGGCGUACCGCGAGCUCGUCGGACGUUGCUCGUUCGUCGAAUUUUGUGCCGCAUACGAUGGAUCGACCAUGCUGGAUCUGGCUGAAGCGCACGGAGUAUACAUGACUCGUGGACUCACCUCGUCGUCUGCCACAUUCCUCCGGGACGUCAUGUCCGCGUCCCCGCGCCGGUUCAAGUCCGUGUGGUACUUGAAACAGUACAUCGACCGGCUCCUGUGCGCAGAGCCCUCCGCGCCGCCCGUGAUUCCGCACCAGGCCGUCCACGCGGACUACGGGUUGAUGAACUGCAGAGAUACGGCGGAGGCGAAGCUGCUGGACGAGCUGUACAGGAAGUACUUCGCGCACGCGCACGUGAACCCGCUGGACCUUCACAAAGCAUGCAUCCGGGGCGCUCUGGUGGACUACAUUGGGGGGUUCGUGAAGCUGAAGCCGAAGACGGCGAUGUACAAACGGCUGCUGGAGAACGCCUAUCCCCUGGCGGGCCUCGGAGAGUUGCAAGGUAUGCAUAAAUCACGCACUUUAUCAUGA
Trametes versicolor FP-101664 SS1 is the source of this 1290-nucleotide messenger RNA. RefSeq lists its product as uncharacterized. The record is from RefSeq and is a predicted model, not a curated record. The coding region runs from base 1 to 1290 and encodes 429 amino acids. NCBI's taxonomy places the organism in Eukaryota, Fungi, Basidiomycota, Agaricomycetes, Polyporales, Polyporaceae. The transcript has a single exon.